AUGAAAGAAGAAGAAACCAAGUUUGGAAUAGUAUUUGAUAUUGAUGGUGUGUUGAUGAAAGAUGGUGUACCGAUCGCUGGUGCAGUCAAAGCUCUAAACAUGUUGGUAGAUCAACAAACUAAAACUCCGAUCUAUCCUUAUGUAUUUGUUACAAACAAUGGUGGUUUCUCUGAAAAGGAAAAGGCUAAAAAAAUAUCUUCUGUAUUGGAUUUUGAUAUUGAAGAGGAUAGAGUUAUGGUCGCACAUACACCAAUGAAAGAGUUGGCUGAAAAAUAUAAAAAUGAUGGUGUUAUUGUUGUUGCACGUAAACAUGAAACUGCUGUCAGUCUUGCACAAUUGUAUGGAUUCCAUCAAUUCACUACCAUACAACAAUAUGUAGAUAAACGUCAAUUCCUUUAUCCUGGAAAAUAUAGUAAAUUUUGGACUUUGGGUAUCAAGAAUCAAUAUGAAGAGUCGGCUGACAUUGUUGACAACAAUACUACUACUGUUGUAGACAUUAAAUACAAGGCAAUCAUUAUGUUUGAAGAACCUGCUGGUAACUACUAUCUAAAUUGGAUCAUUCUUCAUCUUUAUGCUUUAUUGAUUAUUAAUGUUUAUUGGGGAGAAGAACUUCAAAUAUUAAGUGAUAUUUUACAAACAAAGGAUGGAGUUAUAUCAAUUGACAAGGUUAACAAGAGCGAUGUACAAGAGAUUGAUUUACAUGUAGCCAAUCCAGAUUUUACAUAUGGUGGUGAAUUUAUCAUGCCACGUUAUACAAUGGGUGCAUUUAUUCAAUGUCUAUCUACACUUUAUCGAUUAUCAACUCGAGGUAGAGAUUUAGCAGUAACAUUUUAUGGUAAACCCUAUGCAAGUACGUACAACUAUGCCAAAGAAUUAAUGGGUACACAAGUAAAGAAAUUAAAUCAACUUGGUACACCAAAACAUAUCUAUGCCAUCGGUGAUAAUCCACACUCGGAUAUCAAAGGUGCCAAUCAAUUAGAGAAUGAAGGUUGGAUUAGUAUACUCGUAAGAACUGGUGUUUUCAAAGGUGAUAAUGAUAUCGAAAACCCUGCUAAAUAUGUUGUUGAUGAUGUUUUGGAUGCUAUCAAUUUGAUAAUGAAAUUAGAAAAUAACAAUAGAAAGAAGAAGAAGAAGAAGAAGAAGGAAAAGAUGAUGAUGACAUCAAAUACAACACAAGAUAGAGGAUCAGAUGCAGCAACUAUACAAGUACGUGAUAUAGAUCCACAGGUAACAGAGGCAUUGUUGUGGGAGUUGAUGAUUCAAGUGGCACCUGUAGUAAAGGUAUUCAUGCCAAAAGAUAAACUUACUCAACAACAUUCAGGUAGAGCUUAUGUAGAGUUUCAAUCUGAAAAUGAUGCAGACUAUGCAAUGAGAAUAUUAAAUUAUAUAAAGUUGUUUGGUAGACCAAUUAAAUUGAAAAAGGUUCGUAUAAAUAAUAAAGAUAAAGUUGAUGUUGGAGCUAAUUUGUUUAUUGGUAAUUUGGAUGCAGAGGUUGAUGAAAAGAUAUUACACGAUACAUUUAUACAAUUUGGAGCGAUCAUUCAACCACCAAAGAUUAUGAGAGACACUAGUACAGGUGUUUCAAAGGGAUUUGGUUUCGUUUCAUAUGAUAAUUUUGCAUCAUCUGAUGCUUCGAUCGAGGCGAUGAAUGGUGAGUUCCUUUGCAACAAACCAAUCUCUGUAACAUAUGCUAGAAAGAAAGAUUCAACAGAGAAGCAUGGUAGUCAAGCAGAGCGUAUGAUUGCUGCAGGUAAACAACGUGGCAUUCCAAUGUUUGCUCAAUUUGGAGGUAUGCCUCCUCCACCUGGUAUAGUAGGAGGCAUGCCUAUGCCUCCACCUCCACCCUUUUUACAAAAUAUGUCUAUGCCACCACCACCUCCACCAACCAAUAUCCCUGGAAUGGGUAUGCCUCCACCUCCACCUCCUCCAUCUUCCUUUGAUCAAAUGGGUGGAUAUCCUCCAAAUAUGUUUAAUUCUCCACCUCCAUUUUUAUCAAAUAUGCAACAUAGAUAG
Messenger RNA from Cavenderia fasciculata, 2013 nucleotides. RefSeq names its product RNA-binding region RNP-1 domain-containing protein. Bases 1 to 2013 code for a protein of 670 amino acids. Lineage: Eukaryota; Evosea; Eumycetozoa; Acytosteliales; Cavenderiaceae. Gene Ontology annotation, biological process: positive regulation of mRNA splicing, via spliceosome. The transcript has 5 exons. Gene Ontology annotation, molecular function: RNA binding. The record is from RefSeq and is a predicted model, not a curated record. Gene Ontology annotation, cellular component: nucleolus; U12-type spliceosomal complex.